GCUGUUGAAUUUGGGGAUGAGGGAAACCAGGCCAAGGAAAUUCCACCCUGGGUCGGCUUGGGACGAGCCGGCGAGGUCGUGAAGAGUCCGGGGGGCGCAUGGGUCAAUGAGGCCCUGAGUGUUUCCGGCUGGGGUGGCGGGAGAUGGAUAGGAGGCGCCUUGAAGAGGGGCGAAGAACAGGGCCAAGGUAGGGGCAGUAUUCCCACCUGUGUCUGUCCACUUCUUCUGGGUUAAGGAAAGGGGGCACGGUGUGAUGUGGGAAAACCAAGCCACUUGGCCUGGAGGUCAGGAGCUGUCACUGAACUCGCUGCCCGAUGGGCUUCUGUCUGUCAUGCACACAGCGACAGGCAGGCGCUGGGGCCAGGUGUCCGAUAAGGGCGCCUCCAGCUCUGACAGGAACUUGUUUUCUGCCUUCUCUUUCCUCCCUGUCACCCAGCUCUCUUACGUCGCUGAGGAUGAGAAUGGGAAGAUUGUGGGGUAUGUCCUGGCCAAAAUGGAAGAGGGCCCGCACAAUGUGCGCCAUGGACACAUCACCUCGCUGGCUGUGAAGCGUUCCCACCGGCGCCUUGGCCUGGCUCAGAAGCUGGUGGACCAGGCCUGCGGAGCCAUGAUCGAGAACUUCAAUGCCAAAUACGUCUCCCUGCAUGUCAGGAAGAGGUGGAAGCCAGGGCCGAGGGAAGGGGGUAACCGGGCCGCUCUGCGCCUCUAUUCCAACACCCUCAACUUUCAGAUCAGCAAAGUGGAGCCCAAAUACUAUACAGAUGGAGAAGACGCAUACACGAUGAAGCGGGACCUCACCCAGAUGGCCGAUGAGCUGGCAGGCGGGGAGCCAGACCUUGGCAGGACCUUAACGAAGGCCAUCGGCCCAAGAUUCCAUUCUCCGAGGAAGAAGCCCGUCCUGCCCAGAGGCUGCUGUGAGAGGAGAGGGAGGAGGUCCCUAGACGUGGCUGGCCUCCAAGGCUCGGGGUCAGACAGAACCGGGCUGAAGAGAAGUCAGGGUUCUGCCCAAGGCUCCUCGGGGGCUAGGGCCGUUCAGAGGGCUCCACGGCAGCCUCGUGAGGGAGCCAUGAUCACCUCCACUUUACAGGAGAGGAAACAGGCCCAGAGGCCUGUUUAGGUCUUCUGUCCAUUUUUGGAUUGGGUUGUUUGUUUUUUUGUUGUUGAGCUGCAUG
This is a messenger RNA of Aethalodelphis obliquidens (Pacific white-sided dolphin), 1172 nucleotides long. RefSeq names its product N-alpha-acetyltransferase 11-like. Lineage: Eukaryota; Metazoa; Chordata; Mammalia; Artiodactyla; Delphinidae. Gene Ontology annotation, cellular component: NatA complex. The record is from RefSeq and is a predicted model, not a curated record. Gene Ontology annotation, molecular function: protein N-terminal-serine acetyltransferase activity; protein-N-terminal-glutamate acetyltransferase activity. Bases 254 to 1117 code for a protein of 287 amino acids. The transcript is spliced from 6 exons. Gene Ontology annotation, biological process: N-terminal protein amino acid acetylation.